CUUCCUUCAGUUCAUUUUCUUUAUAUAUAUAUAUGUCAUUGUAAUGAUAUGACUCAACAUAUACUUAUUCCACUACAAAGGUUAGGUGGCACUUCAUCGUCUUCCAACAAUAAUAAUACCACAAAUACAUCAUCAAAUAUGAUCAACGCGACCAAUAAUACACCCACUAUUGAACUGAAAAACGUCACUUCCCACAAUAUCGAUAUUUUGAAACAACUUCAUCUUAUUCUAUUCCCUGUACAUUAUAGUGACUCCUUUUAUCAACAUGUACAACAAGUAGGAGAGUUUGCAAAAGUAGUAUAUGUCGAUGACAAGGCAGUAGGAGCGAUCUGUUGUCGUAUUGAACCGGAACUCCAACAAGAAGGGAAAUAUAGAGUGUAUAUCAUGACAUUAGGUGUCCUUGAAGCUUAUCGACGUCGUCAUUUAGGUCAUCUCUUAUUACAACAUGUCAUUGAUCAAGCCUAUCGACAACCCAACAUCACUCGGAUCUAUCUUCAUGUACAAGUCCUCAACACAACUGCUUUGGCUUUAUAUCAUCGUCAUGGAUUCCAAAAGGUGGCUUUGGCAAGAGAUUAUUACAAACAUAUUCCUGACAAGGAUGCCUAUGUGGUUGUUAAGAAUAUCGUUCGCUCUUCUUCGUCUUCUUCUACUUUUUGACUUCUUUUGACUCUCAUCUUUACAGAUAAUAUCCUAUUCCAUAUAUGUGUAUUUAACCUUUUUUUUUUUUUUUGAAAAUGAUCCUGUCUCUACUCCCAAUAUCCAUAGUUUUUUUGAACACAAAUAAACAAUACAUUGUUAUCA
This is a messenger RNA of Halteromyces radiatus, 801 nucleotides long. RefSeq names its product acetyltransferase, GNAT family protein. Gene Ontology annotation, molecular function: acyltransferase activity, transferring groups other than amino-acyl groups. The record is from RefSeq and is a predicted model, not a curated record. The transcript has 2 exons. Gene Ontology annotation, biological process: mitotic sister chromatid cohesion. Lineage: Eukaryota; Fungi; Mucoromycota; Mucoromycetes; Mucorales; Cunninghamellaceae. The coding region runs from base 49 to 657 and encodes 202 amino acids. Gene Ontology annotation, cellular component: NatA complex.